Messenger RNA from Mus musculus (house mouse), 1652 nucleotides. It is a transcript of the gene Krtap5-3, whose product is annotated as keratin associated protein 5-3. NCBI's taxonomy places the organism in Eukaryota, Metazoa, Chordata, Mammalia, Rodentia, Muridae. Bases 65 to 1135 code for a protein of 356 amino acids. The record is from RefSeq and is marked validated. The transcript has a single exon.
ACACUCACACACCUUCACCACCUGCUCCUCUGACCUGUUCCACCUCCAACCAAUAACCAGAACCAUGAGCUGCUGUGGCUGUUGUGGAGGCUGUGGCUCCAGCUGCUGCAAGCCUGUGUGCUGUUGUGUGCCUGUCUGUUCCUGCUCCAGCUGUGGGGGCUGCAAGGGAGGCUGUAGUUCCUGUGGAGGCUGUGGCUCCUGUGGGGGCUGCAAGGGAGGCUGUGGUUCCUGUGGAGGCUGUGGUUCCUGUGGGGGCUGCAAGGGAGGCUGUGGUUCCUGUGGAGGCUGUGGCUCCUGUGGGGGCUGCAAGGGAGGCUGUGGUUCCUGUGGAGGCUGUGGUUCCUGUGGGGGCUGCAAGGGAGGCUGUGGUUCCUGUGGAGGCUGUGGCUCCUGUGGGGGCUGCAAGGGAGGCUGUAGUUCCUGUGGAGGCUGUGGCUCCUGUGGGGGCUGCAAGGGAGGCUGUGGUUCCUGUGGAGGCUGUGGCUCCUGUGGGGGCUGCAAGGGAGGCUGUGGUUCCUGUGGAGGCUGUGGCUCCUGUGGGGGCUGCAAGGGAGGCUGUGGUUCCUGUGGAGGCUGUGGCUCCUGUGGGGGCUGCAAGGGAGGCUGUGGUUCCUGUGGAGGCUGUGGCUCCUGUGGGGGCUGCAAGGGAGGCUGUUGUUCCUGUGGAGGCUGUGGCUCUUGUGGAGGCUGCAAGGGAGGCUGUAGUUCCUGUGGAGGCUGUGGCUCCUGUGGGGGCUGCAAGGGAGGCUGUUGUUCCUGUGGAGGCUGUGGCUCUUGUGGAGGCUGCAAGGGAGGCUGUAGUUCCUGUGGAGGCUGUGGCACCUGUGGUGGCUGCAAGGGAUGCUGUAGUUCCUGUGGAGGCUGUGGCUCCUGUGGGGGCUGUGGCUCCUGUGGGGGCUGCAAGGGAGGGUGUGGCUCCUGUGGAGGCUGUGGCUCUUGUGGAGGCUGCAAGGGAGGCUGUGGCUCCUGUGGAGGCUGCAAGGGAGGCUGUAGUUCCUGUGGAGGCUGUGGCUCCUGUGGUUGCUGCCAGUCCAGCUGUUGUAAGCCCUGCUGCUGCCAGUCCAGCUGUUGCAAGCCCUGCUGCUGCCAGUCCAGCUGUUGCAAGCCCUGCUGCUGCCAGCCCAGCUGUUGCUAGUCCAGCUGCUGCUGUCCUUGCUGCUCCUCCAUGACUGUGGGUCUUCAUGCUGUCCAAUGAGCUGCUCUCUUCCCAUUUACUGCCAAAGGGAGAUUUGAGAUUCUGCUCAGAGGUCCAAAUCAUCCUAUCUGUUUGAGGUUUCUGGGGAUGAGUCUAGACUGCACCUCAAAGCCCUAAAGCUCUAAUCUCACUUUGUGAUCCAGAAGGUGUUUCCUUGAUCUACAAAGCUGGACAUCCAUUUGUCAGGCAAUAGAGGAGUGCACAGUCCUCCUGCCCAUCACCUCUAAUAGGAAACCCAGAUCCUUUUCGAUGCCACCUAGGAUGGCAGUACUUUUCUCAGCAUCCACAGGCCCCUUAGAGCCCCAUCCAUUCUUCCAUGCCAAUAGCAGGAAGGUCAGCCCUACCAUAAGGUAUGUUCACCACAGGCUUCUAUGUCUGCUUUCUUUCUUUUUGCUUUUCUUUUCUUCGUUUGGCCCAAAUGGGACACUGCAAAACAUUAAAUAAACAAAUAAACGCC